Molecule: messenger RNA, 618 nt
Organism: Trichoplax adhaerens
Lineage: Eukaryota; Metazoa; Placozoa; Uniplacotomia; Trichoplacea; Trichoplacidae
Exons: 6
Coding region: 65-502 (145 amino acids)
Biological process (GO): translation
Cellular component (GO): ribosome; cytosolic small ribosomal subunit
Molecular function (GO): structural constituent of ribosome
Source: RefSeq, a predicted model, not a curated record
CUUUUUACCUCUUUCGAAGAUUCUCGACAUUGAAGUCAUCGAGGAGAUCCGCUAUUAAAUCAUCAUGUCUGACGCGGAAGGAGAUGAUCAACCUCAACCUCAAGUUGAAGCUGAAGCUACUGAACGCCCUGGUGACGUCCAGAGUGCUUUAAAAGAAGUCUUAAAAAGCGCUCUUAUUACCAAUAACUUGGCUCGUGGUAUCCGAGAAGCCUGUAAAGCCUUAGAUAGGCGUGAAGCGGACUUGUGUGUCUUAGCAGAAAACUGUGAUGAACAGCAGUAUGUUAAACUGAUCGAAGCUUUAUGUGCUGAACAUCAGAUUCCAUUAAUGAAGGUACCUGACAAUCGCGAAUUAGGCGAGUGGUGUGGUUUAUGUAAAAUUGACAGAGAGGGUAAAGCUCGAAAGGUGGUCAAGUGCAGCAGUGUUGCUGUUAAGGAAGUCGCCAAGGAUUCUGGUGCUUGGGAUGUAUUACAAGAAUACUUCAAAGCUCAAAGUUCUGAUUAAGCUACUUCAUCUGGAAGAUAUAUGCCAUUGUAAUUUAGCCAGCAAUUAUAAGUUUUACAUCUGUACUUUUGUAAUAGAAAGCUGACAAAAUUUGAGCAAUAAAAAAACUCUUCAAG